Messenger RNA from Apaloderma vittatum (bar-tailed trogon), 1626 nucleotides. RefSeq names its product Rho GTPase activating protein 10 (gene ARHGAP10). The annotation marks the transcript as partial. The transcript is spliced from 18 exons. Lineage: Eukaryota; Metazoa; Chordata; Aves; Trogoniformes; Trogonidae. Gene Ontology annotation, cellular component: cytoplasm. Gene Ontology annotation, molecular function: protein binding; GTPase activator activity. Gene Ontology annotation, biological process: signal transduction. The record is from RefSeq and is a predicted model, not a curated record.
AUUAAAAAAAAAAAAUCUAUUUUGGCAACAGUUAGGAACCUUUCAGCUGCCCAGAGAAAGUUUGCUCAUUCUCUGAGAGACUUUAAAUUUGAAUUCAUUGGUGACGCAGAGACAGAUGAUGAAAGAUAUAUAGAUGCAUCACUUCAUGAGUUUUCAAACUUUCUAAAAAAUCUGGAAGAACAAAGAGAAAUUUUGGCACUCAGUGUUACUGAAACUCUGAUCAAACCUUUGGAAAGGUUUAGGAAAGAGCAGCUAGGAGCUGUAAAGGAGGAAAAGAAGAAAUUUGAUAAAGAGACAGAGAAAAACUACAGUUUGUUAGAAAAGCAUUUGAAUUUAUCAGCUAAGAAGAAAGAGCUACAAUUACAAGAGGCAGAUAACCAAGUGGAGCAGAACAGGAAACACUUCUAUGAGCUGUCCCUCGAGUAUGUGUGCAAGUUGCAAGAGAUACAGGAGCGGAAGAAAUUUGAGUGUGUGGAACCCGUGCUAUCAUUUUUUCAGGGUUUGUUCACUUUCUAUCAUCAGGGAUAUGAACUUGCUAAAGACUUCAAUCAUUACAAAAUGGCCCUGCAGAUAAAUAUACAAAAUACACGAAAUCGUUUCGAAGGAACAAGGUCAGAAGUAGAGGAGCUCAUGAACAAGAGCAGAAGAAAUCCUCAGGAACACAAAAGAGCAAAUCACUUUACAAUGGAAGGCUAUCUCUAUGUACAGGAAAAAAGGCCUGCUCCCUUUGGUUCCAGCUGGGUGAAGCACUAUUGCACGUAUAGGAAAGAGACAAAAAAGUUUGCCAUGAUUCCAUUUGAACACAGAUCAGGAGGGAAAGUUGGUGACGAGGAACUCUUCGUCCUUACGUAUUGCACCAAGAGAAAUACAGAUACUAUUGACAGGCGAUUCUGUUUUGACUUAGAGGCUUCAGACAGGCCUGGAGUUCCUGUGACCAUGCAGGCAUUUUCAGAGGAAGACAGGAAGCUGUGGAUGGAAGCUUUGGAUGGAAAAGAAGCUCUGUUCAUCAACCUGAAUAAAGCAAAUGCAAAACGAGAGGGAAGUGCACAGUUGGAUAAGAUAGGGUUCACCGUCAUCAAAAAGUGCAUCAGUGCUGUUGAAACACGAGGUAUAAAUGACCAAGGAUUGUACAGAGUUGUGGGGGUGAGUUCAAAGGUCCAGAGACUUCUGAGUUUGUUGAUGGAUGCAAAAACGUGCAAUGAAGUUGACCUGGAAAACUCUGUAGAUUGGGAAGUGAAGACAAUUACAAGUGCUAUGAAACAAUAUCUGCGAAGCCUUCCAGAGCCACUGAUGACAUACGAGUUGCACGGAGAAUUCAUCAUUCCUGCCAAAAGUGGGAGUCCUGAAUCUCGAGUUAAUGCUGUUCACUUCUUGGUCCAUAAACUCCCAGAAAAGAACAAAGAGAUGCUGGAGAUUUUGGUGAAACAUUUAGCUAAUGUUUCAAAGCAUGCCAAGAGGAAUCUAAUGACUGUGGCAAAUCUAGGGGUAGUGUUUGGACCAACCUUAAUGAGGCCGCAGGAAGAAACUGUAGCAGCCAUCAUGGACCUGAAGUUCCAGAAUAUUGUUGUCGAAAUCCUGAUAGAAAAUCACGAAAAGGUAAGAUUUGAUAUAUCUCUGUGUUUCUGA